AUGCUGUCUAGAAAGGCUAGUGAGGACUCUCACGGCCAAGACUCUUACUACUUUUUAGGGUGGCAAGAGUACGAGAAGAAUCCUUACCACCUCAUUCGAAACCCAACUGGAAUCAUUCAGAUGGGACUUGCAGAGAAUCAGCUUUCAUUUGACCUUCUUAAAUCAUGGCUUCGAAGAAAUCCUGAUAUAGUGGGGAUGAAGAAAGAUGGGCUAUCGUCGUUAGUACUUGAUCAUGAAGUCAUCAGCUAUGGUGAACUGGUGGAAUUUAUGUCGAAAAUAAGAGGAAAUGGAGUAAAAUUUGCUCCAGAGAAGCUCGUCCUAACAGCUGGUGCCACUCAUGCUAAUGAAAUUAUGAUGUUUUGCCUUGCUGAUCCAGGAGAGGCUUUCAUUCUGCCCACACCCUAUUAUCCUGGGUUUGAUAGAGAUCUGAAAUGGAGAACUGGGGUUGAGAUUGUCCCAAUGCAUUGCUCAAGUUCAAAUGGUUUCAGAAUCACUUCCUCUUCUUUAGAAGAAGCCUAUCAGAAAGCACAAAAAUUGAAUCUCAAAGUCAAAGGGGUCUUUGUAACUAACCCCUCGAAUCCACUAGGCAUAACCAUGACCAAAACGGAACUUUACCACCUAAUCGAUUUCGCAAUUGAGAAGAACAUUCACAUAAUCAGCGAUGAAAUCUACUCGGGCACGGUUUUCAACUCGCCUAAAUUCGUGAGCAUCAUGGAAGUUGCGAACGAGAGAACUAGUAACAUGAACAACGUUCGGAAUCGCAUUCACAUAGUAUAUAGUCUCUCCAAAGACCUUGGAGUACCAGGAUUUCGGGUGGGAAUGAUUUACUCAAACAACGAAAUGCUGGUGGGUGCUGCAACAAAAAUGUCAAGCUUUGGAUUGGUUUCCUCACAGACUCAAUAUUUGGUGGCCAACUUACUGAAGGACAAGAAGUUCACUUCCAAGUACAUUGAAGAGAAUCAAAGGAGACUUAAGAGGCGCAAGGAGAUGCUAAAGUCUGGCCUCAGAAACGCAGGGAUUCGGUGUUUGAAAAGCAAUGCAGGGUUGUUCUGUUGGGUGGACAUGAGACAUUUAUUAAGCUCUGCCACUUUUGAAGCAGAGAAGGAGCUUUGGAUGAUGAUUCUUUGCCAUGUUGGGUUGAACAUAUCUCCUGGCUCUUCUUGCCACUGCUAUGAACCUGGCUGGUUCAGGGUAUGCUUUGCCAACAUGUCCGAAGACACAUUAAAACUCGCCAUGCGCCGAAUGAAGGCUUUUAUAGACUCAACCGUCUCUGUUGUCAACCAGGGUAAAGGUUGUACUUAUGAGCAAUCUGUGAAUGCCAUAAGAGAAUUAAGAUCAUGGCAAAUGCAUGGAAUUAGACAAAUCAUUGGUGACCAUUCUGACAUAGGGGAUUGGCCACGUGGAGAAUCCGUUACUCACGCAUUUCGUGUGUUGGCGGUUUCCAACGAGGAGAGAUAG
Molecule: messenger RNA, 1458 nt
Organism: Sphenostylis stenocarpa
Lineage: Eukaryota; Viridiplantae; Streptophyta; Magnoliopsida; Fabales; Fabaceae
Source: the annotation of a GenBank genome assembly